UUUAAACCCACUCCGCCUUCGCUCGUCACCGAAGCGCACCGUGCUCGACCGCUGCCUGCUGCGUGUCAUUGAUGCCUCCUGCGCUGUAACUCGCUCUGCGGGCUCUGGCUGCUGUAGCUCAGCUGGCGAGAGCAGGAACAGUCCGAUCGCGAGGAGAGAUCUCGGUUUUUGUUUCGGCCAGGAACCUCGGAGGGACGCGUCCAGGGCGAGCAUCUUCCUCCGGCCGUCCGCGCUCCGCAUCCGCGCUCCGCGACGCUGCGACGGGUGUUAAAGUGGCCUGGCUAGUGCUGUAGACGCCAUCGUUGUCAAGGAAACCAAAACACCUGCAUCGUUGCCAUGGGGAAACAGAACAGUAAACUUCGGCCAGAGAUGCUGCAGGACCUCCGAGAGAAUACUGAGUUUUCUGACCAUGAGCUACAAGAGUGGUACAAGGGUUUCUUGAAGGAUUGCCCUAGUGGAACCUUGAAUGUUGAAGAGUUCAAGAAGAUAUAUGCCAAUUUCUUUCCUUACGGUGAUGCCUCCAAGUUUGCUGAGCACGUCUUCCGGACUUUCGACACAAAUGCCGAUGGAACAAUAGACUUCCGGGAGUUCAUCAUUGCCUUGAGCGUGACAUCAAGAGGAAAGCUGGAGCAGAAGCUCAAAUGGGCCUUCAGUAUGUAUGACCUGGAUGGAAAUGGGUACAUCAGCCGUGAUGAGAUGCUGGAGAUUGUACAGGCAAUCUACAAAAUGGUGUCAUCUGUGAUGAAGAUGCCAGAGGAUGAAUCCACGCCGGAGAAGAGGACAGAUAAGAUCUUCAGACAAAUGGAUCUCAAUAAUGAUGGCAAACUAUCCCUUGAGGAAUUUAUCAAAGGUGCCAAAAGUGACCCCUCCAUCGUCCGGCUACUCCAGUGCGACCCAAGCUCAGCCUCCCAGUUCUGAACAGGCCCUGCUGCAAGCCACGCCCCCCCCCCCUUUUCAUUUUUAUUCCUUUGAUCAUCUUCAUCUCUAUUGAAUUGAUAUUCAGUCAGUCAAAUCGAUGCAUGAUCGUUCACAUCUUUCAUAUCAUGUUUGGUUGUUGAUCGACGGGGUCGAGGAGGAGAAGGAGAGAAAGUCAUCACUGUCAUUUUCUUUUUUUUUUUUUUAUUUUAGAAAAUGAUCAGCCCAAAGAGGUUCCCACUGGUUAUGCUGAAUAUCUCCACCUGUCAUGUGUAGGUUGGAUUUCCUUAGUCACUGUGGACAACUUCGUCAGGAUGGCUCGGUUUCUCAUCCAACCUCCAUAUAUAUUAUGUAUAUACUGUAUUUCUGUGUAUAUCAUCGAAUGAAGUACAUUUGUCUUCUUACACUGUAUGGCACACACUCUCUGGUACUGAAGGCAGUAUUAUGUAGCGUAGCUUCCUGCUUUGAUCUGAAUGGGGUGGAGAUGGGAUUUUACUGCUGUAUGACCUUUCGCUGAACAAAAAAGAAAAAGGCCUAAGAUCCCAUAAGGUUUUUAUUGUUUUUUUUUUUUUUUAAACUGGUGAAUGUUUUUUUUUCCUUUUUUAAUUGUACAUACCGUUUUCCCUUUUUCAUGUAAUUUUAUUUAUUCAUUUUAUUCUUAUUAUUGUGCUUCUACUUUUAUAUGUUGUUCAAGAUGAUCCAGUUUACAAGGACUGAAAGAGGAAGUUGACACGUCCCAGAUGAAAGGAUAUGAAUUUCCAGUGAAAUAAGGGGAAGCAUUCGAUCAAUGACACCAGUAGCACAUAUCGUCUUAGCGGCACGUGUGAAUGAAGAAUGGCUGGACAUUUGACAGUGCGUGCGCGCAUGCGAGUGAACACUGUAUGCUGGAUGCUAACUUUUACAGUAUUAUCAUGAUCUAUUUGUUUCUUAAUUUAUUAGUAUCUAAAAGUUCUUUACUAUUGAGCAGCAACUUUACUAUAAUCGUAACCCGUUAGCAUACUGCAUGAUCCUGCACACGAGUCAGCGUAAGAUCCACAAGUUUACACACGGCGAUAUCCUUUUGUAGCUCUGCAACCCACGACAGAAACGGCCUUUCCCUAGUUUUAACCCUGUCCUCCCGUCUCCAGUGGAGAACUCACUAAGGGCUUGUUCAUUACUUUUUAGCCGAAUGCUUGUCCGACUGCAGAGGAGUUUGGCGCAGUAGCAUAUUUCACAUUACAGCGGUAGGUUCUGGCACUAGCUCUACUUUGGAUUCUUAAGUUUCCCAGACAGGCUCAGCGGACAUGUUUAUGUUAAUACUAUGCCGAUAAACCCUCCAGACACUUCUGUUGAGAGAAAACUGCAAGCUUCCCUUAUUAAAAUGAAUAAAAGACUUGCAGCAUGUCUGCAGCUGCUGCUGUUUGAAUAACUUGAGUCAGUCCCUGGAUGCAGCACAGCCAGCACCGCUCACGGUUCCUCCGACGCCUCUACUGUCACAUGACCCAGGGCCGGCCCAAGCCUCCACGGGGCCCUAAGCAAAAUUUGAUUUUGGGGCCCUCUAUUACUGCCAAUAAUACUGAUUAUUGAUCAUUCACACACCCACUAUAAACUUAUUUCAUGUGCUUCCCUCUCAUUACAAAUGCACUACAACUAGAUGUAGUUUUGUUGUAGUUAGAAGCAAACAAUAGAUUAAAAAACUUGCAGAAAAAUCUUUCAAUUCAUAUUUUGCUAAGUCAGGAACUGCCCCUACUGGCCACACAGAGAAGCAAUAGAUAAAACAUCAAAGAGCUGCACAGUUGCAGCAGAGUUGUUUCCAUCAUCCUAUUGUCAGCCUGGCAUGUUUUUACCCAUCUAAGGUUUUUAAAUCUGAAAUGGGAGAAAAUUCAGCUACAAGAGCGGCCUGGGAUUGAUUUACACUUAAUAUUUAAAGUGAUAUAGUACUAAGUGUGAUACUGAGUGUCAUCUGCAGUGCAGGCCUACUAAAAGAAAGAAAAUAAUCAAAUAGAUCUUUUAUAAACCAUUUACUGUAAACACGUUAUCUACUUUAUUUUUGGUUUUAAAUAAACUGCAACAGCAAUGUGCAACAACAAUUUGAAGUGGAACAACAACAAUUAAGUCUAACAACAAAGUACUACAAAAACUAGAACUAUAAUUAAAAUCACUUAAAUUACAUAAACAGCACCUCGUCAAUAUGUGUAUUGAUGUAAAAAUAAUUGUAUUUUUUAUUUUAUUUUAUUUGAACUCUUCGGGGCCCUAAAAAGCAGCCGCUUAGUUCGCUUAUGCCUUGGGCCGGCUCCGACAUGACUUGCCAUAUUCUGUUAUGGAGGUUAAAAAUGCAGACUUUAAUAUAUUUUUACAGAACCGGGAUAUAAAAAAGGUGUAACUC
This is a messenger RNA of Cololabis saira (Pacific saury), 3280 nucleotides long. RefSeq names its product hippocalcin-like protein 1. The record is from RefSeq and is a predicted model, not a curated record. The transcript has 5 exons. NCBI's taxonomy places the organism in Eukaryota, Metazoa, Chordata, Actinopteri, Beloniformes, Belonidae. Gene Ontology annotation, molecular function: calcium ion binding. Bases 337 to 918 code for a protein of 193 amino acids.